Messenger RNA from Gregarina niphandrodes, 1005 nucleotides. RefSeq lists its product as hypothetical. The transcript has a single exon. The coding region runs from base 1 to 1005 and encodes 334 amino acids. Lineage: Eukaryota; Apicomplexa; Conoidasida; Eugregarinorida; Gregarinidae. The record is from RefSeq and is a predicted model, not a curated record.
AUGAUGCAUCAAUCUCCGUUGGCUCUUGCUCAACAGAACUACCGUUCCAGCGGCAGCAGCCAACCCGUUCAAGUACCUCCUAGCUACGGGCUGGCCGCGGCCACUUCGGCGGCCUCCACCAACCCACUCGCCCCAAGUAGAUCCGUCGACGUCCCCACAUACAGCGCUGCGGCCCCCAUCUACAACGCUGCGGCCCCCACCUACAGUGGGCCAGCCCCCACCUACAGUGGGCCAGCCCCCAGUUAUAGCGGCCCGGCUCCCACGUACAGUGCUGCGGCCCCCACGCUUACUGGCACGACUCCCACGCUUCCCGGCACGGUGCCCACUUACAGUGGCACGGUGCCCACCUACAGUGGCACGGUGCCCACCUACAGCGCUCAGCCUGCGCCUACUAACUACGCUCCAGCCUACACAUCUCCUGGUACCUCUUGCUCACCGCCGGUACAGCAGCAGAGCUCCGGUCUACCUGCCCAGCCGAGCAAGACUAUGGGAGUUUCUCUGGGACAACUGCAGACGGCUGGAAGCCGCUCGAUUCCUGCCGCAGGCUACUCCUCUACCACUGUUUACCAGCACCCCAAUGAUAGCUACGAGCCAGACAAGACGAUCAAGAAGAGCUCUAACGUUGUUUCUCAUAACGUUGUCGUCCCACCCAGCAACACCAUUGCUACGGGCACCGUCGGAUCCAUGCUGCCUCACCAAAAGCCGUACGCCUUCACUACAGUGACGUACGCUAAGCAACCCAAUGGCACCAGCUCGCUUUUGAACGAGUCUUACGCUGCCAAAUAUGCCUCAGCCCAGGAGAGUGGAUUGACCGAAACCUACGGAGGCCGCGGCCACAGGACUAGAUUCGUUCGCAAGCAACGGGGAAUGUGCGGCGGACUGAACGAAGCCAUGGGCGGUACCUAUGACUCCAACGGCGGAUUUUGCGGCCUCUUCAAUUUUGGCUGUUGCGACCGGGGCCAGCGGGUCCCCGUCGAUAUUGAAUACUCUCCCGAUGCAUUCUAG